Molecule: messenger RNA, 1335 nt
Organism: Uloborus diversus
Lineage: Eukaryota; Metazoa; Arthropoda; Arachnida; Araneae; Uloboridae
Exons: 5
Coding region: 1-1335 (444 amino acids)
Biological process (GO): neurogenesis
Cellular component (GO): cytosol
Molecular function (GO): protein binding
Source: RefSeq, a predicted model, not a curated record
AUGAAGACUGCUUCGGUCAGUGAAAUGAUUACACCCUGCGACGCUGCCGGACACAAACUAUUUAUGAACGAGAGAGACAGCGAUAUUUCCAUCAAGGUGGAGUGGGAGGGCAACCGGUGGCACUUCCCUGCCCACAGCCUCGUCCUGUCAGCGAUGAGUGAAGUGUUCCGCAUCAUGUUCCACAUCGACAUGGAAGAAAAGAACAACAAAGAGGUCGUCAUCGUAGAUAGCAGUCCACUGGCUGUGAAGCAGUUUUUGAAAUACUUGUACACGGGCAUUAUCAACUGUAGUGAAUGGACGGAAGAGGUGAAUGUGCUGAAAAUUGCACACAAGUAUGGUGUCCAAACUCUUAUCAACCAAUGUGAAAAUCAUCUUGUCACAGAUAUCACCAUCUCCAACGCCUGCGCUUUGCACGAUCUUGCUGUCAUGUACAAUCUGCUCCGCUUGAGGAGUGAGACAGAGUAUUUUAUUUUGGAAGUUGGCUUCAUCGUUUCAUGCACGGAAGGGUUCCUCAGUAUGAAGGCCAAGUCAUUGGAAUACUUCUUAAAUAGCUAUAAAUUCAAUAUGGAGAAUGAAGCAAUAGUACUGAAAAGUUUGAAAGAAUGGGCAAAAAACGAAUGCUCAAAAAAGUCAUUGCCACUGACUCAUACCAAUAUCUUAGCAACCAUGGAGCCAUUUUUGAAGUACAUUCGAUGGAAUCAUAUUCCACCUAACGAUCGAAAAUUCAUUCCAAAGAAUCUGAUUGAAAAGCAUCGGAACUUCAACUUAAUGAAUCGUCGACCCUUUCGAGUAUCUCCAGUCCACCAGUAUCACGUCAAUACAGUCAAGUUUGUCGUGGAGCUUGGAGCUUUCUGUAACAAUACCUUAUCCGAUUCUGGAUUCAAUUGUCUUAGGUUUGGUGUUGAUAAUCACGUUUAUAUCUCUGGAUUCAAGAUCAUUAGCAUGUUUCGCACGAAUUGCAGUGUCUCUAUUGGUACAGCAGACUUGAUUUUGAAGAGGGUUGAUAACAAAUUCAGCAUGCUGUUCAACUUGCAGUCCUUACCGUGGAACCGAGGUGCGAACACUGGCGAGUACGUUUGGAGAGAAAUGUUUGCAUACUUUCCGUAUCCAAUAAGGAUUGAUCCAUUCCAUACUUAUGUACUUAACGUUAAGUGCGGUACUUUAUCGUCCCCGAUGGCUGUAAAAUGGCCAAGCACCAAGUUGGAAAUUGGAUUGCUACCUACGGAAUUGGGGCCGAUCAAUUUCUUCACGUAUGGAUCAACCUUUGGGAUUACGCAGCUAUUUUUGUUCCCUGCUCCACCAUUCAGGCCAGCUUGCAACGAUAUCGAUAGUUAA